AUGCCAUGGGCUCAUCGGUGCCAGCGCAUGGCUGGGCACCAGGCAGCGCAGCCCAGCACUGAGCCUCUCUGGGUGCCCGCAGGGAAGAAGGAGGACUCCUACAGCGUGCUGGACCUGACGGAGUACACCAAGAACCGGCCCUGGUGGCGCAAGGUUUUCGCUCCCAGCUCGGGGUCGAGCGCGGAGAAAUACAACGUGGCCACGCAGCUGGUGAUCGGAGGGGUCACGGGAUGGUGUACUGGAUUCAUCUUCCAGAAAGUUGGAAAGCUGGCGGCAACAGCAGUGGGAGGUGGCUUUUUCCUACUUCAGAUUGCAAACCACACAGGAUACAUCAAAGUGGACUGGAAGCUAGUAGAACGGGACGUGAACAAAGCCAAGCAGCAGCUGAAAUUUCACAGCAGUGGUAACAAAAUGUCUCCAGAAGUGAAGAGCAAAGUGGAUGAGGUGAUCGCGUUUCUGAAGAAGAAUGUUAUCCUGACCGGAGGGUUUGCUGGAGGAUUUCUGCUUGGAAUGGCAUCAUAGGAACUGCAUUCAACUCUUCUUUCUUGCCCAGCCUCCCCAUCUUCUCCUUCCUGUUCCCUCUCACUUAGAAAUCGGUGGUUGUUGCCAGCAGGCUCAGUCCCUUCUGCUCCCAGGUUCCAACCCGUGCUUCUUACAACGCUGCUGCAAUUUCCAACUUUUCCUCUCUCUGGGCUGUUGGGGUGCUGGGACUGGUCUGAAGCUUAGGACCCCCAGUGUAUCGGUGUGAUUCCUUUCCCCACCCAAUAUGCCCAGAUUUUGGUGAGUUGCAGCCUCAUAAAUCUGUAGUGGCAGAGAACUCUCUGAACAAGCUUCUUUGCAGAUGCCCAGGACUGUUACGUUUGUUUGUCUGCCAGUAUGUGUAUACAACAGCUGUCAGUUGUUCACUGGUACUUGGCUUGUACUUGCUCUGCCCUGGUACCUGGAAAGUCUGUGCUUCCCUCACCGCAGAGGCUGGUGUGUGAAACCCAAAUAUGCCUGGCUGUCCUUGGGUGGAGGUGGAAGUGUUGGGGGCAGCUUGGGCUCUGUGCCAGAAUGGGCUCCCAGGCUGGUGGUUAAGGAGCGAGUUCAUGCUGUAUGUGGGGCUGGGGUGUUCUCUUGCCUUCCCCCUACCAUUGCACUACGCGUAAAUGGCCGUUUUGGCUUCUCCUCUGCUGUUAUUUAUACCUCUUACUGGAACUGCAGCGCUGGCACUGCUGAUGGAAACUGAGCACCAUGUGUGACUCUCCAGGCCCUUUCCUUAUCAUGUCUUCUGAAAGUCACUGAGCUUCCUGCACUGCAGAGCGCAGUUGCCUUUCUUGCUUGCCAGCUGGCUGCUCAACCUUUGAAAUGUGCUGAGACGCUCUCUUGUUGGAGCAGGCAGGCUUCCAGAGUGUUUGAACCUGUCUGUGUCGGCCGGCUGGCUCAGGUGGUCUGUGUUUCAGCUGUGCCACUUACUGUAAAUUGCCAUGGGGCUCACACUGGUGUUCCUAGGUCUAGCACGGCCUUCCCUGGCCAGAUGGAGUUGGUGAUGCCCGUAAGAAUGUAAUUGUAUGGGACAGGAUUGUAGAUAGGAGAUGCAUCCCAAUUUAGGGUACAUUGUACUGGUCCAGGAUCCCUGUUGCCAGCUCAGUUGGAGUGGGGGAAAGGAUAUGAAAUCUGGCUAGAGCUGCUUUGAGCGCGGUCUUUUAUCUGCCUCUGCAGAGUACAAAUCCCAUCUCCCUAGUCUCUGCAAACUGAAUUAUUUAAUCUUUCCGGCAUCUGCAUCCUGGGGGCUGCUGUUGUCAGAAUGGUUCAGCUGCUUUUCUGUAGUGUCUCUUGGAAAUCAGAAGUUCCUUUGAAUGUGUUUGGCAAUAACUCCAAUUUUUUUUUCCCUUCCCCAAUCUGAGACAGUGCUUACAAAGAUGCUACUUGGAGCAGCUAAGGCAGCCUGUUUACCUUCCGGUCUGCUUAUGAAAACAGGGUCCUUAGGCCUAAGUGACAAAGGUGGUAGGAAAAACAGGGUGUAUUCCUGUCGCAGGGGCCGUUACUAGCUUUCUGCUUCAGUGAUGUUCCUCCUUUGAGCUUAUUAGUUUUGCUCCAUUUCUAUGAAAAAAGUUAUCCCCUUGCCUCUUUAAUUACUGUGUCUGCAGCCCUUUCCCUGCAGGUAAUGAGGCAGCCAAGAUGCAGAGCCCUGCUGUUUUAGGGUCUGGCCCAGUGCAGCUAUGUGCAGAGCAGAACUCUAACCUACAAGAGAAAAGGAAGAAAAAAAUUACCAAAAAAAAAAAA
Molecule: messenger RNA, 2265 nt
Organism: Struthio camelus australis
Lineage: Eukaryota; Metazoa; Chordata; Aves; Struthioniformes; Struthionidae
Source: RefSeq, a predicted model, not a curated record